AUUUCCCUUUUGCUUAUUCUCGUGCAAACCCUCUUCCGCCACCGCGAAUUCCGGCCCGCCACGUUCUUCACUUCCGGUGGUAACGCACGGACGAUACUUUCUCUAUUCCACAUUCAGCACUUCCUCCACCAAAUAAUCAAAUAUAACUCCAAACAAUGGGAGCACCGAAGAAAAGUGCUGCUAGGGUUUCAGAGGAUCAUGAUGAACUUGUUCGAGUUCCGUUACAAGCUAUUCUCUUGGCGGAUAGUUUUACUACAAAGUUCAGACCUAUCACUCUUGAACGCCCUAAAGUGCUUUUGCCGUUGGUGAAUGUUCCGAUGAUAAAUUACACAUUGACAUGGCUUGAAUCAGCUGGUAUAGAAGAGGUUUUUGUUUUCUGCUGUGCUCAUGCCAAGCAGGUGAUUAACUAUUUGGAGAAAUCUGAGUGGUUUUCUCAACCUAAUUUUACGGUAACGACUAUAGAGUCACAAAAUUCUGUUAGUGCUGGAGAUGCACUCCGUGUUAUCUACGAGCGCAAUGUGAUACAAGGAGAUUUUGUUCUUAUCAGCGGAGAUACUGUAAGCAACAUGUCACUUACUCAAGCUCUUUUAGAACAUAAAGAAAGGAAGAAGAGAGAUAGUAAUGCUGUAAUGACCAUGGUUAUCAAACGGUCUAAAACCAAUCCAGCUAUCCGUCAGUCUCGACUUGGUACUGAUGAAAUUUUCAUGGCUAUUGAUCCCAAUACCAAGCAACUUCUGUCUUAUGAGGAUAAGGCAGACUAUUCAAAAGGCACUUUACAUCUUGAAAAUUCACUGCUUGCUGAUAAUCCUUCCCUCUCUCUGCACCAUGACAAGCAGGAUUGUUACAUUGACAUCUGCUCGCCAGAAGUCCUUACCCUAUUUACAGACAAUUUUGACUACCAACAUCUUCGCCGUCAUUUUGUCAAGGGACUGCUCGUUGAUGAUAUAAUGGGAUAUAAAAUAUUUGUGCAUGAAAUCCGCUCAGACUAUGCUGCAAGGGUUGAAUUUUGGAUAGAAAAUAUUUAA
This is a messenger RNA of Lathyrus oleraceus (garden pea), 1025 nucleotides long. RefSeq lists its product as uncharacterized. Gene Ontology annotation, biological process: biosynthetic process. The transcript is spliced from 6 exons. NCBI's taxonomy places the organism in Eukaryota, Viridiplantae, Streptophyta, Magnoliopsida, Fabales, Fabaceae. Gene Ontology annotation, cellular component: eukaryotic translation initiation factor 2B complex. Gene Ontology annotation, molecular function: translation initiation factor binding; translation initiation factor activity; guanyl-nucleotide exchange factor activity. The record is from RefSeq and is a predicted model, not a curated record. Bases 156 to 1025 code for a protein of 289 amino acids.